Molecule: messenger RNA, 160 nt
Organism: Funneliformis geosporum
Lineage: Eukaryota; Fungi; Glomeromycota; Glomeromycetes; Glomerales; Glomeraceae
Source: the annotation of a GenBank genome assembly
AUGCAAAAUCAAAAACCAAAAACACACUCUUAUGAUGAUGGUGGUUCAUUUGGUCUUUAUGGUAAUGAUGGUUCGUUUGGUCCUUAUAGUGAUGGUGGUUCGCCUGAUCCUUAUGGUGAUGGUGAUUCAAUUGGUACUUCUGGUGAUGGUGGUUUAUUUG